This is a messenger RNA of Metarhizium acridum CQMa 102, 1308 nucleotides long. It is a transcript of the gene RBG1, whose product is annotated as GTP-binding protein rbg1. Gene Ontology annotation, biological process: cytoplasmic translation. Lineage: Eukaryota; Fungi; Ascomycota; Sordariomycetes; Hypocreales; Clavicipitaceae. The record is from RefSeq and is a predicted model, not a curated record. Gene Ontology annotation, molecular function: GTP binding; GTPase activity. Gene Ontology annotation, cellular component: cytoplasm.
AUGUCGACCACCGUGGAAAAGAUUAAGGAGAUUGAGUCCGAGAUGGCAAGGACGCAGAAGAACAAGGCAACAUCCUUCCAUCUCGGCCAGUUGAAGGCCAAGCUCGCCAAACUUAAGCGUGAGCUCCUCACGCCGAGCGGAGGCGGAGGCGGCGGCGGCGGCACAGGAUUCGACGUCGCGAGGACGGGCGUCGCUAGUAUCGGGUUCAUUGGGUUCCCGUCCGUGGGGAAGAGCACGCUUAUGAGCCGGUUGACGGGGCAGCAUUCCGAGGCAGCUGCGUAUGAGUUUACCACGUUGACGUCGGUGCCCGGACAGGUUGUUUAUAAUGGCGCUCCGCUGCAAAUCAUCGAUUUGCCUGGUAUCAUUGAGGGUGCCAAGGACGGCCGCGGUCGAGGUCGGCAGGUCAUUGCCGUGGCCAAAACCUGCCACCUCAUCUUCAUCGUUCUCGACGUCAACAAGCCCCUCACAGACAAGCGCGUCAUCGAGGCCGAGCUGGAAGGGUUCGGGAUCCGAAUCAACAAAGAGCCGCCAAACAUCACGUUCAAGAAGAAGGACAAAGGUGGCCUGAACAUUACAAGCACAGUGCCCCUGACACAUAUCGAUAACGACGAAAUCAAGGCUGUUAUGAGCGAGUACAGAAUCAACUCUGCGGAUAUUACGAUCCGCUGCGAUGCUACCGUGGACGACCUGAUUGAUGUCCUCGAGGCCAAGAGUCGAGCUUACAUCCCUGUGAUUUACUGCCUGAACAAAAUCGAUGCCAUCUCCAUCGAAGAACUCGAUCUUCUCUAUCGCAUUCCCAACGCCGUCCCUAUUAGCUCCGAACAUGGCUGGAACAUCGACGAGUUAAUGGAAUCCAUGUGGGAGAAACUCAAUCUCAAGCGCGUCUAUACAAAACCCAAGGGUAGACAACCUGAUUACUCUGCACCUGUGGUAUUACGAUCAAACCGAUCUACCGUUGAGGAUUUUUGCAACGCCAUUCAUAGGACCAUUGUAGAACAGUUCAAAACGGCUAUUGUAUAUGGUAAAUCCGUGAAACAUCAGCCACAACGAGUAGGACUGGCACAUGAAUUGGAAGAUGAAGACGUUGGUAAGUCCACAACCCAUCGUUUUGGCCUCUUGAUGCACACCAUCUACACAAUCAAAACUCUUCGAAGGGGAAUUACGGCCAUUGCCAGACGCGUAACUGGGCAAAUGAGAAAGCUGCCGGCGAUUCGGCGCCAUGUCUGUCUUUUUUAUGGGACGCAGGUGCUUGGUCUCUCUGCCCUGGUUUUCAGCUCUGCUAAUGGCCGUCUCCCACACCUCAAAUAG